AUGGAGGAAGCUCACUGUUCCACUUACACUAUGCAUCCGGGUAGUACGAAGAUGUAUCGGACGCUACGGGCAUAUUAUUCAUGGCCGCAUAUGAAGGGAGACAUUGCCAAAUAUGUGAGUAGAUGUUUGAUUUGUCAACAAGUGAAGGCGGAGCGACAGAAGCCAUCGGGACUCAUGCAACCACUUCCGAUUCCUGAAUGGAAGUGGGAGCGUAUUGCCAUGGAUUUUGUUUUCAAGCUUCCACGUACUUCAAAGGGUCAUGAUGGAAUUUGGGUGAUAGUGGAUAGACUCACCAAGUCUGCCCAUUUUCUACCCAUUAAGGAGACCUAUCCUUUGACAAGGUUGGCAAAACUUUUUGUGGAUGAGAUUGUGAGAUUGCAUGGAGCACCUGUGUCCAUCGUAUCGGACAGGGAUCCUAGGUUCACUUCUCGAUUCUGGAGGUGUUUACAAGAAGCUAUGGGUACUAGAUUGCAGUUCAGUACCGCUUUUCACCCACAAACCGAUGGACAAUCGGAAAGGACUAUCCAGACUCUGGAGGACAUGUUGAGGUCCUGUGUGUUACAGUUUAAGGAUGCAUGGGAUGUUCACCUUGCCUUGGUGGAGUUUGCUUAUAAUAACAGUUAUCAUUCAAGUAUUGGGAUGGCUCCUUAUGAGGCGUUGUAUGGGAGGCAGUGCAGGACUCCCAUUUGUUGGAAUGAAGUGGGUGACAAGAAACUGGAAAAGUGGAUAGUAUCCGAGCAACAAAUGAGAAGGUGA
Messenger RNA from Prunus armeniaca (apricot), 756 nucleotides. The record is from the annotation of a GenBank genome assembly. NCBI's taxonomy places the organism in Eukaryota, Viridiplantae, Streptophyta, Magnoliopsida, Rosales, Rosaceae.